AUGUUCCAUACUAAUGGAUUUGGGUCCAUAACCAUGGGUUCCAAUGUACGAGAUCUUGUAGCACUUACCAAUGAGGCCCUAUCGAUUCUAAAUCUUUUUGAAGAAAUUGGAAUUUCUGUCAUUUUUAACUUAUCAGGAACGACUGGUGCAGUUUGCAGUGUGGGAAGCAUUGGGUUGAGACCACUUCGCAUACUAGGGAAUCAAGCGCCGUUCAACCAAAACGAAGCCCAUUACUCUGAGGCAGAAUUCUACACCGAAUGCACAGGUGCUGGAAGCAACCCAUCCAAGGAUUUCGGGACCUAUCUACCUUCAUGGACUGAAAUUCAGGAUCUGAGCAACGAGGAGCUCUUAACCAUUGUUGAUUGA
Molecule: messenger RNA, 366 nt
Organism: Prunus armeniaca (apricot)
Lineage: Eukaryota; Viridiplantae; Streptophyta; Magnoliopsida; Rosales; Rosaceae
Source: the annotation of a GenBank genome assembly